Punica granatum (pomegranate) is the source of this 576-nucleotide messenger RNA. Lineage: Eukaryota; Viridiplantae; Streptophyta; Magnoliopsida; Myrtales; Lythraceae. The record is from RefSeq and is a predicted model, not a curated record.
AUGUCUCAGUUCAUGUGGCCCGUAGAUGCAGCCUUCCGCUCAUCUCGUAAGAACGAAGCUUUUGUUUUCAAGGGGAAUAAGUACGUCCUGAUCAACUAUGCGCCCGGCACUACAGAUGAUGAGGUGGUGCAUGGACCGCUGCUCAUCCGUGAUGGGUUUCCGUCACUUGCAGGCACUGUGUUCGAAAAAGGCAUAGAUGCUGCGUUCGAGUCGUCAAGGAAAUAUGAAGCUUACAUUUUCAGAGGCAACCGGUAUGCUCGUAUAAAUUACUGUUCCAAUCCGCACCUAGUUUCCAUCAGUCUCAUCGCUCAAUGCUUUCCGAGUUUGAGGAACACCAUCUUCGAAUCUGGAAUCCACGCUGCAUUUGCUUCGCACCGUUACAACGAGGCAUACAUAUUCAAAUAUGGCGAUUACACACGCAUCAACUUCGCACCAGGCACAACAAGUGAUUACAUCAUCGGCGGUGUGAAGGAAAUUUAUCAGAACUGGCCUUCUCUAAGUGUCAUCGUUCCUAGGCGCCCUGCACCAAAGUUUGGCGUUGGCCUAGUGGUCGUUGUGGAAGAUACAAGUUCGUGA